This is a messenger RNA of Vicia faba (fava bean), 1557 nucleotides long. The record is from the annotation of a GenBank genome assembly. Lineage: Eukaryota; Viridiplantae; Streptophyta; Magnoliopsida; Fabales; Fabaceae.
AUGGAAGAUGGGCCUUACACUGGAAGUGGGGUGGGUAAGGGAAGGGCAGAACAUUAUAAAGGAAGGGUCACAGUUCAUGUUAUCAUCGCUUGCAUUGUUGCUGCCACUGGUGGGUCCCUCUUCGGCUAUGAUGUUGGAAUUUCAGGAGGGGUUGCUUCCAUGGAUGACUUUCUUCAGAGUUUCUUCCCCGCAGUGUAUAAACAUAAAUUGGAAGCACAUGAAAACAACUAUUGCAAGUAUAACAAUCAGGGCAUUUCUGCAUUUACCUCUACUUUAUACAUUUCUGGUUUUGUUGCAUCCCUGGUUGCAGCUCCAGUUACAAGGAAGUUUGGCCGGAGGACAAGUAUCAUAAUUGGUGGUAUCAACUUUCUCAUCGGCUCAGCUCUUAAUGCUGCAGCUGUUAAUCUUCAAAUGCUCAUCAUAGGAAGAGUUCUGCAAGGUGUUGGCAUUGGAUUUGGAAAUCAGGCUAUUCCGCUCUAUUUGUCAGAGAUGGCGCCGACCCAAUUUCGAGGAGCCCUGAACAUGAUGUUUCAAGUCGCAACCACUUUUGGGAUUUUUACAGCAAAUAUGAUCAAUUAUGGAACGCAGCAGAUUCAACCGUGGGGGUGGAGGUUGGCCCUUGGCCUGGCUGCAAUACCAACUCUUUUAAUGACUGUCGGAGGAAUAUUUAUUCCAGAGACCCCAAAUAGCUUAGUAGAAAGAGGAUCAAAGGAACAAGGAAGGAAGCUCCUUGAAAAAAUAAGAGGAACGGAUGACGUAGACGCAGAGUUCCAAGAUAUGCUUGAUGCAGGCGAAUUGGCAAACUCGAUAAAGCACCCCUAUUGGAACAUCCUUAAAAAAAGAUACAGACCGGAGUUGGUGAUGGCUAUCUGCAUGCCUGCAUUCCAGAUUCUGACUGGCAUAAACUCAAUUCUUUUUUAUGCUCCAAUGCUAUUUCAAAGCAUGGGAUUUGGCAGAGCGGCGUCUCUCUACUCCUCAGCCUUGACUGGAGUAGUUCUCGCCUUAUCAACAUUCAUUUCUAUUGCAACAGUAGAUAGAUUGGGGAGACGACCCUUACUCGUCAGCGGUGGAAUACAAAUGAUUGUAUGCCAGGUUAUAGCUGCCUUAAUUUUGGGGGUCAAGUUUGGAGAAAACCAAGCACUGUCGAAAAGCUAUUCAAUAUCAGUUGUAGUUGUACUGUCUCUCUUUGUUCUAGCAUUUGGGUGGUCAUGGGGGCCACUAGGAUGGACAGUCCCGAGUGAGAUAUUUCCGUUAGAAGUUCGAUCAGCAGGGCAGAGUAUCACAGUGGCUGUAAACCUUCUGUUCACUUUCAUAAUCGCGCAGGCAUUCCUUUCCCUUCUAUGUUCUUUCAAGUAUGGGAUCUUUCUGUUUUUUGCUGGGUGGAUAAGCAUCAUGACAAUAUUUGUUGUCUUGUUCCUACCUGAAACCAAGGGAAUUCCCAUCGAGGAGAUGUCAAUUAUUUGGAGGAAACACUGGUUCUGGAAAAGGAUACUGUUGGAUGAUGCAGACCGAUUAUCUCAGGACUCUGGAACUGAAUUAAUUCACUUAGAUGUGUAA